Molecule: messenger RNA, 1272 nt
Organism: Prorocentrum cordatum
Lineage: Eukaryota; Dinophyceae; Prorocentrales; Prorocentraceae
Source: the annotation of a GenBank genome assembly
AUGCCGAUGAUGUCCACGGCUGUGUUCGUUUGCCUUGCCGUCGCUGGCAACGCUGUGGCGAGGGAUUUUGGAUUCGGGGACGAGCUCGGGGAAGCGGUCGAGAUCGACCAGAACCAGCUGUUGGGUGACCUGGAGAGCCUGGAAGGCAAGCCCAGCACGAGACAGAACUCGGCGCAGAUUCGCCGGAGGAAAGCGGAGAAUCUGACAUCGACCUUGGACGAGAUGAUUCCAGUGUUGGAGGCAGACUUCAAGUCUAAGACCCAGCACCUCAAGGUGGCGCUGGCCUACUUCAAGGAGAAGCAGCACGACAUGGAGGUGGCGAGGAGGGCGGCGACCGAUGCCAUGAAGGCCCUCCGCCAGGAGGCCGACAGGCGCCGCAAGACCGCGACCGAACGCAAGGCGGCCAAGGACAGGGAGCGCCUUGCGGUCCUGGAGGCGAAGCGGGCCGCCAAGGAGGCGAUGGUCAAGAAGGCACAGGCCCUCAUGGGCGCGAAGGGUCACGAGGAGACAGAAGGCUACCUGGGUCCCGUCUCGUUGGGGAUCAUGGUCGACGUGCUCAUGUCCUUGCCCAACGCGGUGGAAAAUCCGAUCUUCAUGAAACGCCUGGGGAAGGCGAAGGAUCAGAUCACGGGGUCCAUCCAGGAUUUCCUCAACAUCACUCGGCGCAAGACGGCAAAGUUCGUGCUGGCGAGCAGCAAGGCGUCGGAUGUGGAGCUCUCGUUCCUUAUGGCGCGCUUCUUCCACGAGGCAUCCUUCCGUGUCAAGGCAAUGCAGUCAGAUGGGGAGAAGGUUGCCAGGGACCUCAACGUCGUGAUGCCGAGGGAACUGCGGCAGAACUUCCUUCCCAUCGUAAGGCAGCUGCGGUCGCAGGCAGUCCCGCUGCGCGUGAACGCGAGCUCUCUGGCGAGCGCGACGUUGGCUGACGCUUGCUCGCAGAUAUCUGACCUCAUGGCCAACAUCAGUAAUUACAAUGCCAAACUCAACACGCUGCAUUCCGCUCUGCACAACGUCUGGCAGAUGUCUGAGUUGAUGCUGCCCCACAUGAGCAGGAUCUACCCCAUGAAAACCGCGGUCAUCGAUACUGUCAAGGACUUCAUGUCCUUGGCAACUACUCAGACUGCUGGUCUUCAGGAGGCUGCCGACGAGAUCGUUACGAACGUUGGCCCUGUCGUGUCCGAGCGCAUGCAGUGCACGUGGAGCGCUGCAAGCUCGCCCUACAAGAUUCGCUUCAUCACUUUUCUGGCCGCGUUUGCCGGUUAUUUCUUCCUUUAG